AUGAACGGUGGAGCAAGGACAGAAAUGGAGAAACUCAAGGAAGAAAUCGUCAAUUCCCAGGAGCGUCGUGUUAAAGCAGAGUUCACGAAUCUGGAAGCUCGGAUUAAACAGUUGCAAGAUGAUAUUGCUGCAAAGAAAGUGGAGGACAGGUAUGUACUCCGAUUCUUACAUCUGUUUUGUCCAAGCAAAAGCAAAGCUAACAAAAAGUCCUUUGAAAUUGAUGAUAUACACAAGCUUGAGCAGAGUAUUGUCGAAGUGCCUAGUGAGAGUAUGUUUUUUUCCUUAACUCAUUCAUUCAUUUUACAGUUGUGA
Microthlaspi erraticum is the source of this 312-nucleotide messenger RNA. Lineage: Eukaryota; Viridiplantae; Streptophyta; Magnoliopsida; Brassicales; Brassicaceae. The record is from the annotation of a GenBank genome assembly.